Molecule: messenger RNA, 504 nt
Organism: Suncus etruscus (white-toothed pygmy shrew)
Lineage: Eukaryota; Metazoa; Chordata; Mammalia; Eulipotyphla; Soricidae
Gene: LY96
Product: lymphocyte antigen 96
Exons: 5
Coding region: 1-483 (160 amino acids)
Biological process (GO): detection of lipopolysaccharide; innate immune response; positive regulation of lipopolysaccharide-mediated signaling pathway
Cellular component (GO): lipopolysaccharide receptor complex
Molecular function (GO): lipopolysaccharide binding; lipopolysaccharide immune receptor activity; Toll-like receptor 4 binding
Source: RefSeq, a predicted model, not a curated record
AUGUUUAAUUUUGUGCUUUUUUCCACCCUGAUUUCUCCGAUAUUCACUGAACUGGGGGAAAGAUACUGGGCCUGCAACUCCUCUGCUAUGAGUGUUUGGUAUACCCACUGCGAUGGUGCGCAGCAUCCUGUUUCACUGACUAUUAAUCCCUGUACAUCACUGAUGGAUGGCAAAGGAAAUUUGCAUAUUUCUUACAUCCCCAGAGUAGACAUAAAGCAAUUAUAUUUCAAUCUCUACUUAUCUGUUAAAUCCAUGGAGCUUCCAAAGCGCAAAGAAGUUGUUUGCAGAGGAUCUGAUGAUGACUAUUCUUUUUGCCGAGCCCUGAAGGGAGAGACUGUGAAUACAACCGUAUCGUUUUCCUAUAAGGGAGUUGCAUUUCCAAAGGGACAUUACGGAUGUGUGGCAGAAGCCAUCACAGGGGAAGAUGAACAAAUGCUUUUCUGUUUGAAUAUUACCAUCCUACAUCACCAUAACUACAGUUAGAAUAAAUAAUUCUUCUCUUAU